AUGGAUUUACAAGAAUUUCUAGCCACGGAACCCACUCACGACCGAGAUGAUCUAGUGGACCUGCGCGCCCUUGAUUUCGUCUCCAGCUACGAUUCCCACCUUAUGUGCCCGAUCUGCCACUGCCCCUUUGUUGAACCAGUGCGCUUACAGUGCGACCAUGUCUUCUGCCACAAAUGUCUACAAUCUGCUAUAACAACCUUCCGCUCGGCCGACUCGGAUGAGUUUCCGUGUCCUUCUUGCCGCACCCCCACUACCCGAGUCUCGACAAGUGUGCCCCGCCUGUUGGUCAACAUGUGUGAUGAAAUCCAAGUAAGGUGUCCAUUGCAAGCGGAAGGAUGUGCGGAGCUUUUACCGCGGUGCCAUGUCCAGUCGCAUGUGGAUAAGUACUGUGGGUACCGGCUAGUGCCGUGUCCGGACGACUCGUGCGAGAAGAAGAUCCGGAAGAGGGAUCUCCAAUCGGACGAGAGGUGUCUACACGGAUAUUUCCUAUGCUCUCGGUGCGAAGAAGAUGUGAUGGAGAAAGACUUUGAAGAGCACGACAAGGAGCUCUGCUCAAGUCUAGAGACCACCUGCGUUGAUUGCGGAACUACCCUCCCACAGCGCGAGCUUAAAAAACACGUCGAUGCCUGCCCCGACGUCGUCAGUCCCUGCGCAGCAUCAAAAUAUGGAUGUCAGGUCAAGAUCCGCCGUGCAGACAGCGGAACACAUGAACAAACUUGCCCUCUAAUCUCAUUAGGGCCGUACUUUGAGGCCCAAAAUACUCGGUUAAAUUCUCUCGAACUAACUAUGCGCCAUCUCCAACAACGAAACGAGAUUUUUGAAGACGGAAUGUCCAAUAUCCGAAACACGCUCCUUGAAUCCGCACGCGCAGGCCGCAGCAAUCGCAGGCGUAGCGUCACAGAACCAGACAGGACCCAAUCUCAGAACGAAGACGAUCCAACAGAAACCCCAAACGUCUUCUCCUCAAACGCAACAACCUACCUCCUCUCUCUCCACGAAUCCCUCCGCGAGGAAGUAAGCCAGAUGUCACAUGCGUUAACAGACCUCGACGCCCGCGCAAGCAUGACAAUCAUGAAUGAAUGUCUCCGCAUCAAAGAAGACAUGGCGCAUACCAAUGCAGCUGUCAACAGCGUGCGCAUGCAAGUCCAAUGGCUUAUGAAUCCAAGACUUCACAACGGAGCCCGGACGGGUGUCAUUCGUACCAACACGGCUAGUACGGCCGAGGCUCGCUCGCAGCUUACUUCGACGUCUGCCCCUGGGCCUAGUAGUGCGGCAGGGCCUUUGGGGCCACUAAGGCCUAGGAGGCCUAGUGAUACUGGGCGAGAGGGGACGAAGCUGUGA
Penicillium atrosanguineum is the source of this 1341-nucleotide messenger RNA. RefSeq lists its product as uncharacterized. The transcript has a single exon. Bases 1 to 1341 code for a protein of 446 amino acids. Gene Ontology annotation, molecular function: zinc ion binding. Lineage: Eukaryota; Fungi; Ascomycota; Eurotiomycetes; Eurotiales; Aspergillaceae. The record is from RefSeq and is a predicted model, not a curated record.